UCUCAAUCUCUCUGUUGAGUCUGUUCCCAUUUCUUUCUUCCUUUAUUUAUCGUUAUUACUUAUUAUUAAUACUUGUUCUCUCCAGAAUAUAUACAAACAUUCUGAAACCUUCGAUUCCCGUAUUGCAUAACAUCCCACAUCGAAAGAAAGAGUUGCAGAGAGAGAGAGAGGGAGAGAGAGAGAAAAUGGCUAGCACUGAUCUGGAGAGAGGAGGCGAAAAGGGCAGAAGGGCCAACGGCCCCUCCGGCAAUUACUAUGUUGAUAGCGCGGAUCGCGAGUGGACUUCGUGGUUGAUUCCGAUGUUUGUGGUUGCCAAUGUUGCUGUCUUCGUAGUGGCCAUGUACAUCAACAACUGCCCAAAAAACAACCUGGGUUUGGAUGGGGCUUGCGUAGCCAAGUUUCUUGGCAGGCUCUCGUUCGAGCCUCUCCAUGAGAACCCUCUCUUCGGCCCCUCUUCUUCUACAUUGGAAAAAUUAGGAGCUCUGGAGUGGUACAAGGUAGUGCACGGGCAUCAAGGAUGGAGACUUGUUAGUUGUAUCUGGUUGCAUGCUGGUGUUAUUCACCUGCUUGCAAACAUGUUGAGCUUGAUCUUUAUUGGGAUCCGCCUGGAACAGCAAUUUGGUUUUGUGCGAAUUGGUAUACUCUAUCUAGUGUCAGGAUUUGGUGGAAGCAUAUUAUCUUCCCUCUUUAUUCAAAACAAUAUCUCUGUUGGUGCCUCUGGCGCUUUGUUUGGCCUUCUUGGAGCAAUGUUAUCAGAGCUUAUAACUAAUUGGAGCAUUUAUACCAAUAAGGCUGCUGCUCUAUUCACCCUUAUAGUCAUCAUUGCCAUUAACUUGGCAGUUGGAAUUCUUCCUCAUGUUGAUAACUUCGCCCACAUCGGAGGAUUCUUGACAGGUCUUCUCCUUGGCUUUGUUUUGCUACUUAGACCCCAGUUUGGAUGGGUGGAAAGCCAAUAUCUUCCAGCUGAUACCCGUCCCCGUUCUAAGUACAAGUCUUACCAAUAUGUUCUCUGGGUGGUUUCCGUGGUGUUGGUGAUUGCUGGAUUUGCUGUGGGAUUGGUGAUGCUGUUCAAAGGAGAGAAUGGAAACAAACACUGCAGCUGGUGCCAUUAUCUUAGCUGUGUGCCUACCUCGAAAUGGCACUGUUCCAACUGAUCAAAGUUUGCUGCCCCUCUUAAUUUAUAUACUUUUUCUUCCAACUAUUAUUUUUUAUUUGUUUUUUUUCACUGGGGUGCUUUUGCUCAUGUACAUGCAUAUAUUUUCGUAGUUCACUGUGGACAUAAAGACAGUAAUAUUAGGGUACAGUUUUAUACCGAAAGUCUUUCCAUUGUACACAAACUAUCGAGUUUUUAUAGACAAUGUAUUUUUUUAUUUGUUUUUA
Molecule: messenger RNA, 1380 nt
Organism: Corylus avellana
Lineage: Eukaryota; Viridiplantae; Streptophyta; Magnoliopsida; Fagales; Betulaceae
Product: RHOMBOID-like protein 2
Biological process (GO): proteolysis
Cellular component (GO): membrane
Molecular function (GO): serine-type endopeptidase activity
Source: RefSeq, a predicted model, not a curated record